CAAGGGAUAUGCUUUUAAUACCAUUUAUUCAGUAAUGGAUAUAAACAUGGUUCAAAAACCGACCUGUUGGAUGACAUUACAACUUGCUCAACCAAACCAGUAGAAUGAGACUCGCAGUUGCUGUAUUGUCAUCGAUCUUGCUUGCCCUCUCGGUUACUACAGCCAGCCCAGUCAACCCCAGUGCAACUACAGAUGUUGAAACUAGCACUUCAACCGUCAUUCCCAGUGCAACUACAAGUACUGAAUAUAGUCUUUGGAUAGUUCCUAAUCCAAACGGUAUAGGCUUGGGUGCUCUUGAUGCACUUCCAGAUAACGUCAAGCAUUUACUCGACAAAUACGUAGAGUUACAGGAUGCUCGUAAUCAGCAAAGCAAAAUAUAUUGGCCGUUAAAAUCUCAAUAUGACAGUCAAUAUGACGUGGUACUGGGCGUGGAAAAAGAUCUUGAAAUUCUGAAAUAUCAAUCUCAAAAAGGCAAUGGCAAUCCAAAAUAUGGUGACAUUGAGAAGACUAAGCUUGAUCUUGAAGACCAAAGAUCCAAACUUGUCAAACUUCGAAAAGAUCUUGAUGAGUGCGAGUCCGAGAUUGGUCAUCUUGCAGAAAAAAAAUGGGAGGCCGAUAAACAGAUUGUGAGUCUCGUUUUCGGAACCCCUCUGAAUCCUGAUUUAUUUAAUUACCAACUUUUGCUUAUCAAAGAAACGCCUUCCGUUAAAGAUUACCUUGAAGAACAAUUAUCAAAAUACAAGGAUCUUGGUCAGAAUCAUGGUGAUCAACAACGUCAAGACUCGCAAUCGUCAUUGGAUACACUAUCUGAAUCUGGAUCCAAUCGGAAGAGUACUUCCAAUAAACGGAAAAGGGUUUCCAAGCUUGUGGAUGAAUUGAAAUCAUUCUUUAAACGACCCAAACAUGACGAUCCAUCCAAUUGA
Batrachochytrium dendrobatidis JAM81 is the source of this 923-nucleotide messenger RNA. RefSeq lists its product as uncharacterized. The coding region runs from base 105 to 923 and encodes 272 amino acids. NCBI's taxonomy places the organism in Eukaryota, Fungi, Chytridiomycota, Chytridiomycetes, Rhizophydiales. The record is from RefSeq and is a predicted model, not a curated record. The transcript has a single exon.